GAGAGAGAGGGAGGGAGGCACCAGAAGUCGUCGUCGAUUCCAGUGGAGGCGGAGGCGCAGCGCGCGCACCCCGCACCCACCAUGGAGCACGACCACAGCGGAGCCACCAGCACCCUGGAGCACUGCGCAGCAGUGCCGGCCAAGGCCGCGGCUCCGGCCGGGAACGGCUGCUCGUCCCCACGUCGCCCGGUGGAGUCCGACUACCGGAGCGACGCGGCCGCCACUCUGGAGUUGGUGACCCCGGUGCAGGAGACGGACCCAGUGCAGGGAGAGCUGGUGACUGCGCGUGAGAAGCGGCAGAGUCCCGGCCUGACGAAGGAGGAGACGGCACCGUUUAAGGAGACUGAGGCCAGCAACCCCAUCGCAAUCCCUGGCAAAACUCCGACGGAAACCCCCACUGAAAAGGCCGCUGAAAGUCCCAACGGCAGUAGCGGCGGUCAGUCAUGUCCCAACCUCCCCCCCGCCAUUGACCCCGUGACCUCUGCCCCCGUCUCGCUGUGCUCGGGUACCGAGCGCCCCCAGCCCACGGUGCUGGACUUCAUGGAUGACGCCGACGCCUUCUACAGACUCAAGGCCAAGUUGGAUCCCAGCCACAGCAUCAUCAAGAACUGGCGUCACGUGGGCUCACGCUGGGGCCUAAGCUACGACGAGCUGAGCCUGCUGGAGGAGCGGGGGAGGGGCGGGCGCAGCCCCACCGAGGAGGUGCUCCUGCGCAACGGGCACCGCCCGCUGGCCCAGCUGGUGCAGCAGUGCCGCGACCUCAACCGGAUCGACGCCGCCUUGCUGCUGCAGGACUGGGUGGCGCAAACGUGGCGCCGGGGGCCACGGCAGCAGGAGGAGCUCGGUCACUCGUGGCGCUAGCGGCGCCGGCGGCGAGGGCCGCGGGAGAAGCUCCCGGCACGAGGGCGCGGGACGUCGUGCCGAACGACGCUCCGUGGUGACCCGCACGGGAAAGCCGCACGGCACGACCGCGGAAAAUAUCUUAAGUGGCGUCGGCGGCGGCGCCGGCGGCGGCGCCAUCGCCACCGUGAAGCUUCUAGAUAUGGGUAGAAUCGAAAUGACGUGUGAAUUAGAACGGGGACAAUUAGUCGGUGAGGCCCGAUCGAUCGACGGAUCAUUGCGAUCGACUACUUCUUACUCUUGCGAUGGCGCGUGUCGCGAGAUAAUUGAUCGUUUUGAUGCUUGUAAGUGUAAUGCGAAUGAUGCGUUACAGAUACAUUGAGGCCAAGAGAGCAAACGAAACCGUACAAACAAGACCUUGACGAGCCAUA
This is a messenger RNA of Petromyzon marinus (sea lamprey), 1271 nucleotides long. It is a transcript of the gene EDARADD, whose product is annotated as EDAR associated via death domain. Lineage: Eukaryota; Metazoa; Chordata; Hyperoartia; Petromyzontiformes; Petromyzontidae. The record is from RefSeq and is a predicted model, not a curated record. Gene Ontology annotation, molecular function: protein binding. Gene Ontology annotation, biological process: signal transduction.